UUCACCCCGCGGCGGGGCCGGCUGAGCCGGGACGCAGCCAAGGGUGCUCGGUGCCUCCGAGGCCACGUGCGCCCCACUCUCCAAAGCCAAGCGGGCUUCCCACGCGGCCGUCCUGUCUCAGGGCAGAACGAUGAGGUUCCCAGGCGAGCCCGUGUCUGAUGGGCCUUCGUUCCCGGCUCCUUGCAGGCUUCUCACGGCAUUCAGCAGCAGCAUUGCUGUAACCGACAGAGACACCUUCGAAUUAAGCACAUUCCUCGAUUUCAGCAAGGCCCCGCGUUAUGGCCGAGAUGAGCUUCCUGAGCAGCGAGGUGUUGGUGGGGGACUUGAUGUCCCCCUUCGACCAGUCGGGUUUGGGGGUUGAAGAAACCCUAGGUCUCUUAGACGACUACCUGGAGGUGGCCAAGCACUGCAGACCGCAUGGGUUCUCCAGGGACAAGGCUAAGGCGGGCUCCUCCGAAUGGCUGGCUGUGGACGGGUUGGUCGAUGCCUCAGACAACGGCAAGGAGGAUGCCUUCUCCGGAACAGAUUGGAUGGUGGAGAAAAUGGAUCUGAAGGAGUUUGACUUCGAUGCCCUAUUGAGUCUAGACGACCUGGAAAUUAUGCCAGCCGAGCUUUUGGCCACGUUGGAUGACACCUGUGAUCUCUUAGACCCUUUAGUCCAGGAGACGAAUGAGCCCCCCCAGACAUUGAACCCAAUUGGCCAUCUCCCAGAAAGUUUUCCACAAACUGACCAGGUUGCCCCAUUGACCUUCCUGCAACCUCUGCCCCAUUGCCCCGGAGUCCUGGCCUCCACUCCAGACCAUUCUUUUAGUUUAGAGCUCGGCAGUGAAGUGGAUAUUUCCGAAGGAGACAGAAAGGCAGAUUCCUUUCUGUAUGUUACCGCGGUCCCUCAGUGCAUAAAAGAGGAGGAGGCCCCUUCAGAUAAUGACAGUGGCAUCUGCAUGAGUCCUGAAUCCUGUCCAGGAUCUCCCCAGCACAGCCCCUCCACCUCUGGGGGCUCUCCAGAUAGGAGCUUGCUGUCUCCACCUGCUCUCGGUGGCUCUGCUCGCCCCAAACCUUAUGAUCCUCCUAGAGAGAAGGUGGUAGCAGCAAAAGUAAAGGGAGAGAAAUUGGAUAAGAAACUGAAAAAAAUGGAGCAGAACAAGACAGCAGCCACUAGGUACCGUCAGAAAAAGAGGGCAGAGCAGGAGGCCCUCACGGAUGAGUGUAAGGAGCUAGAAAAGAAAAACGAGGCUUUGAAGGAGAGGGCAGAUUCUCUGGCCAAGGAGAUCCAGUAUCUGAAAGACUUGAUAGAAGAGGUCCGCAGGGCCAGGGGGAAGAAAAGGGAUUCCCUAGGGUAGUCAGGAAUGGGUGCUUGUAUAUAGGAGGCUUGCGCUGAAGCUGUGUUGUAAUAAAUUAUUUUGUAGUGAAA
This is a messenger RNA of Loxodonta africana (African savanna elephant), 1411 nucleotides long. It is a transcript of the gene ATF4, whose product is annotated as activating transcription factor 4. The record is from RefSeq and is a predicted model, not a curated record. Lineage: Eukaryota; Metazoa; Chordata; Mammalia; Proboscidea; Elephantidae. The coding region runs from base 279 to 1340 and encodes 353 amino acids. Gene Ontology annotation, molecular function: RNA polymerase II transcription regulatory region sequence-specific DNA binding; DNA-binding transcription activator activity, RNA polymerase II-specific. Gene Ontology annotation, cellular component: ATF4-CREB1 transcription factor complex; nucleus; ATF1-ATF4 transcription factor complex. The transcript is spliced from 2 exons. Gene Ontology annotation, biological process: regulation of transcription by RNA polymerase II.